CUUGCUGCUCUAGAUUUCCCGCCGCUCGGACGUUGUUUCAUCUAUAUAAGGCAGAAUCCUCUCUUUCCCUUCCCUCUGUCCCCAACCCGGCGUCCCACAGCUGAGCUGCUGCCGCCACCCGCACCGGCUCGGCAUUCUUUCGCCUUGUAUGGCCAAAUCCUUUGGGGUGGGAGGGAACCGUUUGGAGAAACUCUCUUCUCCAUUGGCCGCCCCGGCCGCCCGAUCCCGCUCUUUCCAAACUAGGGCGAUUAAAACAACAGCUAGUUAAUCUCAUCUCUCUGCAGGGAUCGGAAAAACGCUUUUCUCUGCAGGCUUUUAACAGCUUCUGUCUGACACAGCCCCCCCCCAAAAAAAUUUCUCUCAAGAUGUCGAGCAAACGAGCCAAGGCAAAGACCACUAAGAAGCGCCCACAACGUGCCACUUCCAAUGUCUUUGCCAUGUUUGACCAGUCACAGAUUCAGGAGUUCAAGGAGGCUUUCAAUAUGAUUGACCAAAAUCGUGACGGAUUCAUCGACAAGGAAGAUCUGCAUGACAUGCUGGCAUCGCUCGGAAAGAAUCCCACUGAUGAGUACUUGGAGGGCAUGAUGAGUGAGGCACCUGGGCCCAUCAACUUCACGAUGUUCCUCACCAUGUUUGGAGAAAAGCUGAAUGGCACUGAUCCGGAAGAUGUCAUCCGCAAUGCUUUUGCCUGCUUUGAUGAGGAGGCCACAGGUUUCAUUCAUGAAGACCACCUGCGUGAACUGCUCACCACUAUGGGUGACCGGUUCACAGAUGAGGAAGUUGAUGAGAUGUAUCGAGAAGCCCCCAUUGACAAGAAAGGCAACUUCAACUAUGUGGAGUUCACCCGUAUCCUGAAGCAUGGAGCCAAAGACAAAGAUGAUGAAAACUAAGAGAGUCCAGUUUCUGGUUGCCCCUGUUCAAGUCCCAUCCCCUUUGCUCCUCCUUGGAAGAUUCCCUGCUGCCAUGGUGGAGUGUCAGACAGAACGGGCUAAUGCUGAAAGGGAGAUGCUUUGAAUUAUUUCAACAGAAUUAGCCCUUGAUCUAAAUGAAGAAUAAGCUUGUUGCAUAUUCUCUCUCUCUCUCACUCACUCACACACACACACACACAAACACACAGGGAGAGAGAGAGAGAGAGAUCAUAAUUGAUCCUUUAUUAAGCUGCUUCUUGAUUUGGCAAGUCUCAUGGAGUAAGGUACUUAUAAAAUCUGCUCUUUCCAAAGAGUCUCAUUGCAAAUAUUUUUGCAGGGGGAGGAAGAGACACUGAGGAUGCAUCACACUAUUUGGCAGUGCAUGUCCAUCAACUAGCACUGGAUCUAAUGUAAUUUAAGGAGGCCUGAGUAUUUACCUAGACAAAUGAUGCUUCUCUUAUUACCACUAUUUAUCAUUUAUACAGCACUUUUAAACUUGCAAAGUGACUUACCAUCUCCAUUGUUUUCACCACCACAGCCCUGUGAGGUAAGGCACUAUUAUCCCCAUUUUAUAGAUGAGAAGCUGAGGCAGACAAAUAGCCACACAGAAAAACUCUACAGAGGUGGGAUUUGAAUCCAGAUCUCCCAAAUUCUAGAUUGAACUCCUUACAUGCUGGACCAUAUUGGGCUUUUCUUGCUGCUUAUAUUGCACCCAUUCAAACCACCAGCCUUGGGGUUGUCAUCUAGCCUGCCUGAGAUGACCUGAUCCAAGGAACACCUUGUCAUCUGAGUUUGGCAAAGCACAUUUCACCCACACCUCCACCUGUGGAACAGAGAGUCACUUGAUUUUCCCUUUGUUUUCCAUUUCAUCCCAAAUUUGUUUUGCUUGCGCACAUAACACUUGGGUUGUUAUGCUGACUGAUCCACCAAGUUUGAAAUCCUCUCUACACAUCCCACUUUAGCCCCAAACCCAGUGUUUUGUGAUUUCUUGUUGGCUACCUGAAAAAGUUGAUCAGGAAGAACAAAUGUUAAACCUCACCUGUCUACAUCCAUCCUGAGAAAGGUCUGAUUAUUUUUGGAAUAACUUACUAUUAUUAUUCCCUUCCUUUUAUCAAAAAGUAUAACUUUUAGAAUAUUGCAGAAGACCUUCUAUGACCACCCUGCUGGUUUCCCAGUCAAUAAAAUAAGGAUGUAGCCUGAACAGCUUGUUGACAAUCAGACCAAAGAUUUUGUGUUAAAGGAGAAAAUGAAAUUUCAUAUAAAGAUACAAUACAAAUAA
Messenger RNA from Rhineura floridana, 2187 nucleotides. RefSeq names its product myosin light chain 9 (gene MYL9). Gene Ontology annotation, molecular function: calcium ion binding. Gene Ontology annotation, biological process: myofibril assembly; platelet aggregation. The coding region runs from base 366 to 890 and encodes 174 amino acids. Lineage: Eukaryota; Metazoa; Chordata; Lepidosauria; Squamata; Rhineuridae. The transcript is spliced from 4 exons. Gene Ontology annotation, cellular component: stress fiber; cytoplasm; myofibril. The record is from RefSeq and is a predicted model, not a curated record.